UUACAAAAUCCGUGCUAAUGUCUGCGAGUGGUCGAUUAGUGUCAUCCUGACACUAAGCGCCGUCCCGCGCGCCUGUGAGGUAGUGGCUAGUGACAUAGUGACAAACUGGUACUUUCUAACAUGGGGAUUACCGAUGAGAAAAAUGCGGUUAGGCCUAAGGGUCUGGGCGUUCGUCACGCGCAGACGUUGCUGCUGUUCUUCGGCAUGCUGUUCGCGUUCACCAUGCGCGUCAACAUGAGCAUGGCCAUCGUCGACAUGACCGACGAGAGGAAACCCGAUCACUUCCCCUGGCCUCACAGCGUGCAGGCUGUGAUCCUGUCCUCGUUCUUCUGGGGCUACGUGAUCCUGCAGGUGCCGGCAGGGGAGCUUGCUUCCAGGUUCGGUGGCAAGUGGCUGUUCACCACCUCUAUUGUCGUCAACUCCGCGAUCUCGCUGCUGCUGCCCACGGGGGCUGAAUGGGGUGGUUGGAAGCUGGUGUGCAUCUGCCGAGUGCUGCAGGGUCUGACGCAGGCGUUCAUCUACCCGAGCACGCACCACCUCGUCAGCCAGUGGAUGCCCAAGGAGGAGAAGGGGCUGCUCACCACCACUGUUUAUGCUGGCGGGCAACUGGGCAUAGCUCUGCAAUUACUGGCAUCAGGCUUCCUGGCCACGUCAUGGGGCUGGCAGGCUAUAUUCUACGCGAACGGAACCUUGGGAGCAAUCUGGUCGAUCACAUACAUCAUAUUUGGUGCUGAUUCACCAGAAUCAUCCAAAUUCAUUUCGGAUGAAGAAGUAUUGUAUAUUCAGACUUCUUUGGGAAGAGAUGGCGAACAAAAGAAAUACCCGACUCCAUGGCGCAGCAUCGUGACAUCGCUGCCGUUUUGGGCGGUGAUCGUGGCGCACUGCGGUCAGAACUGGGGCUUCUUCACGCUCAUGACCGAGAUGCCCACUUACAUGGCCAAAGUGCUCAAUGUUGAUCUCAAAAAUAAUGGUAUGCUAUCGUGUCUGCCGUACCUGAGUAUGUACUUGCUCAGUUUCGUCAUGGGAGCCAUGACAGACGUCAUCAUCAAGAACCAAUGGCUGUCAGUGUCAGCUACUAGGAAACUUUUUAAUUCUAUUGGUCUAUGGGGUCCAGCAGUAGCCCUGAUAGGUCUGUCAUAUGCGCCUGAAGGAAACAUGGCGUUUGCCGUGGCUAUGCUUACUCUCGCUGUCGGUAUCAACGCCGGCCAGUACACUGGAUAUAUGUUGGUCCACAUAGACCUGGCUCCUAACUUCAGCGGUUGUCUGAUGGGCAUCACCAAUUUCUUGGCAAACAUCAUCUCUAUCAUCGCGCCCCUGGUCUGUGGAUUCAUUGUUCAUGAUGAGACGGAUCCGUCGGAGUGGCGUAAAGUGUUCUUCAUAGCCUCAGGAGUGUACUUCUUUACAAACCUGUUCUUCAUACUGUUCAGUACAUCGGUGAGGCAGCCCUGGAACGAGCCUAAAGUCGACGACGUCGAAAUGAAAGCUCCUGAAGUGAAAGAACCUGAAAAGUCGAAGUUGGAUGCGGAAUGGAGUCGACGCUGAGCUGGAUUUAGUUAUAUGUAUUCGAGUACCUGAAUUAAGUUUGAUAUAUUUUUUAAUAAAAAGUCAUGAUUAGGAUAAUGUUAAA
Helicoverpa armigera (cotton bollworm) is the source of this 1627-nucleotide messenger RNA. RefSeq names its product putative inorganic phosphate cotransporter. The record is from RefSeq and is a predicted model, not a curated record. The transcript is spliced from 11 exons. Lineage: Eukaryota; Metazoa; Arthropoda; Insecta; Lepidoptera; Noctuidae. Gene Ontology annotation, biological process: transmembrane transport; monoatomic anion transport. The coding region runs from base 121 to 1542 and encodes 473 amino acids. Gene Ontology annotation, molecular function: transmembrane transporter activity. Gene Ontology annotation, cellular component: membrane.